CACAAAGUGACUGGGAAUGAGUGUGGGAGUCUGCCCUGACAAAGAAAGCAGAUGCUUGGCCUCCAUCACUCACAGGAUGCUUGCCUGAUUUCCGCAGCGACCUGAGGAGGUUCUGGUGCCCGGGAAUCCAAAACUUGGUGCUCUUGUACAGGCUUUCCACCAAGGUUAAGAAUUUCGAUCUGCACUUUGAAGGCAGCUGACAGCGUGUGGUAAUGUGCUGACUGGCACUAUGGGCAGGCGGUACCCAGGGGCUCACUAUCGGCCAAGCAGCUCAUAUUUCAAAUUAUAAUCUAUUUCCUGAUGCAUUGCUGACGCCCCGUGAGCCAUGUCAGAAGUACUUCCAGUCGAUUCCAGCGUGGACGCGCUGGCAGUGUUUAUGGCAAGCGGCAGCGCCACGGACGUUGUGAACCGCAACAGCCCCGCCACCCCRCCCAACAGCCUGAACCUGCGCUCCUCUCACAACGAGCUCCUGAAUGCGGAGAUCAGGCACACGGAGACCAAGAACAGCACUCCUCCCAAAUGCAGGAAAAAGUACGCACUGACUAACAUUCAGACAGCCAUGGGUCUUUCCGAUCCAGCAGCUCAGCCCCUUCUGGGGAACAGCUCCGCCAAUAUAAAGCUGGUGAAGAAUGGAGAAAACCAGCUCAGGAAAGCUGCCGAGCAGGGACAGCAGGAUCCCAACAAAAACCUCGCUACCACUGCAAGCGUAAAUGUAACUUCUGAGAAGUUUGAAAGCAAUGAGCCAAUCCCACAGGAUUCCUCUGGCUGUGAAAUACUACCCUCGCAGCCAAGGAGGACCAAGAGCUUCCUGAAUUACUACGCAGAUCUAGAGACAUCAGCUAGAGAUCUAGAGCAGGGUUUUGUUGUGAUGGAAGAUAAGUCUGCACAAAGUAACAGCCAGGCUUCUACCGUUAUCGUCAAUGGGGAAGUCCUGCCCCGGAAACAGAACAAGAUGCCAAGCCCAGAGGACGGCCAGKUUGCCACAGUGUCAUCAAGCCCCGAGACAAAGAAAGAUCACCCAAAAACUGGGGCCAAAACAGACUGUGCCCUCCAUAGGAUUCAAAACCUGGCCCCAAGCGAUGAGGACUCCAGCUGGACUACCUUGUCCCAGGACAGCGCCUCGCCGAGCUCGCCUGAUGAGACAGCAGAUAUAUGGAGUGACCAAUCCUUUCAGACAGACCCAGACUUACCACCUGGCUGGAAAAAAGUCAAUGACAUUGCUGGGACCUACUAUUGGCACAUACCAACAGGAACAACUCAAUGGCAGCGUCCUGUGUCCAUCCCGACAGAUCUGCAGGGCUCACGAAAAGGAUCACUCGGUUCCAUUACUCCAUCUCCUACUCCAGAAACUGAGAAACAGCCAUGGAGUGAUUUUGCUGUACUGAAUGGGGGAAAGAUUAAUAGUGACAUUUGGAAGGAUCUGCAUGCAGCCACUGUGAACCCAGACCCAAGUCUGAAAGAGUUUGAAGGAGCAACAUUACGCUAUGCCUCAUUGAAGCUCAGAAAUGGUCCGCAAUCGGAUGACGAUGAUUCUUGCAGCAUCAGCAGUGAUCCAGAAGUCAAGUGCUUUGCUGUGCGAUCUCUGGGCUGGGUAGAAAUGGCAGAAGAAGAUCUAGCUCCUGGAAAGAGCAGUGUUGCUGUAAACAAUUGCAUCAGACAACUCUCUUACUGCAAAAAUGACAUCAGGGACACUGUUGGCAUUUGGGGAGAGGGCAAAGACAUGUACCUUAUACUGGAAAAUGACAUGCUGAACCUGAUUGAUCCCAUGGACCGCACAGUCCUGCACUCGCAGCCCAUCGUGAGCAUCCGAGUCUGGGGCGUGGGGCGUGACAAUGGUCGAGACUUUGCUUAUGUGGCAAGAGACAAAGACACAAGAAUUCUGAAAUGUCAUGUGUUUCGAUGUGACACACCUGCAAAAGCCAUUGCUACAAGUUUACACGAAAUCUGCUCAAAGAUUAUGGCUGAACGGAAGAAUGCUAAAGCUAUGGCUUGCAGCUCAUUGCAAGACAGGACAAAUGUCACCCUUGAAGUUCCUCUGCAAGUAGAUUUCCCAACACCAAAGACAGAAUUGGUGCAGAAGUUCCACGUCCAGUACCUGGGCAUGCUCCCUGUAGCUAAACCUGUGGGAAUGGACACUCUGAAUAGUGCCAUUGAAAGUUUAAUGGCUUCCUCUAGCAAAGAUGACUGGAUGCCAGUUACCAUGAAUGUUGCUGAUGCUACUGUCACAGUCAUCAAUGAAAGAAAUGAAGAGGAAGUCAUGGUGGAAUGUCGUGUGCGGUUCCUGUCCUUCAUGGGAGUUGGCAAAGACAUCCACACGUUCGCUUUCAUUAUGGACACAGGGAACCAGCAUUUUGAGUGCCAUGUUUUUUGGUGUGAACCAAAUGCAGGCAAUGUAUCAGAAGCUGUUCAGGCUGCUUGUAUGUUACGGUAUCAGAAGUGCUUAGUAGCCAGACCUCCUUCACAGAAAGUUCGGCCGCCCCCACCUCCCGCAGACUCGGUGACCAGAAGAGUUACAACCAACGUAAAAAGAGGAGUCUUGUCUCUCAUUGACACUUUGAAACAGAAACGUCCRGUCACCGAGAUGCCAUAGCUGCAGAAGAGAGUGGAUUCUCCUGACAUUUGACUGCAGAUAACAGUAGCUAUACUGAGGAAAAYGAACAGACAAUGUCUGACCUUCCAUUUCAAUUGCUGAUGCUUGRUCUUCAGAGAAUUUACCCCUAUUGAAACAAUGUUAGACAAGCAUGUUCUCUCGUUCUUGCCACCAUCGUGUGAUAUGAAAAGAAGCAUGAAUAAUUUUUUGGCUGUCAAUGAGUUACAUCAUGGGCAAUGGAAGGUCUGUUCRAUUGUAAAUACAGGAACAUUACCUAAACUCACACAAAAAAGAGAAUAUGGCCACGUCCCUCCCAGUGAACUCAUGCUAAAGUCCUUGGAGUGAAUGAUGCCUGAGUUAAGUUUCACCUUCUUCAGCUGGAUUUGUCACAAACCAAUCUUAAAUCCUAUAGCACUUUGCUCUGUUUUCAACACUGGAAUAGGUACCAAGUAUUAGCUACCAUUGAAUUACUGUAGAUUAAAUACCAAGUUUUAUUUUUUACAGAACUACACCUGUUAGUUUUAAAUUGAUUGUCAGCAUUGGUCUAGCAACUACUUUAACAUCUCCCUGACAUGCUUUUGAAUCAUAGUGUCAUUAUGUCAUCUUCUGGUUACACAUUAUGGUCUUACAGAAGUAUUGUUUAAACCAAACCAAUGAUGAAAACUCCAGAAGUGUUUUCAGUAACUGAGUUGCAGGGUGAUCCACUGAAGAUUUUCAGCUUUAAACGUAUAAAUUCAACUGCUGGCUGUUAAAUUUAUUCUCCUAAAUCUAUCAUUAAUUCAUAAAAAAUACUGUUUUUCAUGGAGGGCUCAAACCAAUCAGGAAUAAGAAAGAAGUAGUUAGUGAUUUUAUUGUCUUACAACGGUUCUAGAGACUAAACUAUUCCAUACCUUUUCUACACAAGUGUUU
Messenger RNA from Malurus melanocephalus (red-backed fairy wren), 3499 nucleotides. RefSeq names its product amyloid beta precursor protein binding family B member 2 (gene APBB2). The transcript is spliced from 17 exons. Gene Ontology annotation, molecular function: amyloid-beta binding; transcription factor binding. Gene Ontology annotation, cellular component: nucleus; cytoplasm. NCBI's taxonomy places the organism in Eukaryota, Metazoa, Chordata, Aves, Passeriformes, Maluridae. The record is from RefSeq and is a predicted model, not a curated record. Bases 326 to 2590 code for a protein of 754 amino acids. Gene Ontology annotation, biological process: regulation of DNA-templated transcription.